CUCUCUCUCCUUCACGUGAAGCCUCGCACGAGUGCAAAGCCGACAGCCAGCGCCACCACCAAAACGCAAGGCGAAAUGGUGGCCAAGUGAAGUGGUGGCGAACUGCUCCCUCCUCUCUCUCGCCAUUGCUCCCUCCAGUCUCUUGCUCUCUUCCAUGCGUCCUCUCCGCUGCGGCUGCAGUGUUGCACUUGCAUGUUCCUGUGAAUUGUGAGAGGGUAGUGGCCGAACGAGCUCGCCGGACGGGAGGAAGAAGAAGAGCUCUCAAUGUGUUGCUACGUGGGCAAGGCUACCAAGAUCUUCCUGUGCCUCGCGGCGGCGCUCCUCGUGGCGGGCCUCGUCCUGGGCUUCGGGCUGGCACACCGGACGUGGGGCGAGCGGAAGGUCCAGCCCGACUGCCGGUGGCCCGACUGCCAGCUCCAGCAGCCGGCUUACGGCGGCGGCGGCGACCAGCUCCCGGCCACCGCCACCGCCGCCGGCACCGGCGCCGGAGACACGCCACCCAGCGCGCCGCUCACGGAGCCGGCCGUGGCCGCGUUCCCCGGGGUCGCGUCGGCGUCGGCGUCCUCCGCCGCGCCGCCGACGGCGAGCAUGCCGUACCUCUCGCCGCCCAGCCCGUUCGCCGUGGGCCUCGCCCCGGCCCACGCGUGAGCGCAACAGCUAUAGUAGUUGGUGGUUACUGAAUAAUCUUUGGUUUACUUUUUUUCUGCUGUAUUUUUCUGAAUUUUUAAAUAUGACUGUGAAUUAUUUCUACAGUUUAGAAUUUUGUCUGUUUGA
Molecule: messenger RNA, 774 nt
Organism: Oryza brachyantha (malo sina)
Lineage: Eukaryota; Viridiplantae; Streptophyta; Magnoliopsida; Poales; Poaceae
Exons: 1
Coding region: 265-648 (127 amino acids)
Source: RefSeq, a predicted model, not a curated record